ACGAGGCUGGCGUCUCGCGGGAAAAGGGGUCUCGACGUCCGGGCGCAGGGCGGGCGCGCGCGGGACUUUCAAGCGUCGGAGCAGGAACGCCAGCUGCCAUGAGCCUCUGGGCGGACAAAUACCGGCCCUGCUCGCUGUCCCGGCUGGACUAUCACAAGGAGCAGGCGGCCCAGCUGCGCAACCUGGUGCAAUGUGGGGACUUUCCUCAUCUGUUAGUGUACGGACCGUCAGGUGCUGGUAAAAAGACGAGAAUUAUGUGUAUUCUACGUGAACUUUAUGGCAUCGGAGUGGAAAAAUUGAGAAUUGAACAUCAGACCAUCACAACUCCAUCUAAAAAGAAAAUUGAAAUUAGCACCAUUGCAAGCAAUUACCACCUCGAAGUGAACCCCAGUGAUGCUGGGAACAGCGACCGGGUGGUCAUUCAGGAGAUGCUGAAAACGGUGGCACAGUCCCAGCAGCUUGAGACAAACGCUCAGCGGGACUUCAAAGUGGUUUUAUUGACAGAGGUUGAUAAACUCACCAAGGACGCUCAGCAUGCCUUGCGUAGAACCAUGGAAAAGUACAUGUCCACCUGCAGGCUGAUCUUGUGUUGCAAUUCUACGUCCAAAGUGAUACCGCCCAUCCGCAGCAGGUGUCUGGCAGUUCGUGUGCCUGCCCCCAGCAUUGAAGAUAUCUGCGAUGUGCUAUCCACUGUGUGCAAGAAGGAGGGCCUGAGCCUCCCGUCGCAGCUGGCCCGCCGACUGGCAGAGAAGUCCUGCAGAAACCUCAGGAAGGCGCUGCUCAUGUGCGAGGCCUGCCGCGUGCAGCAAUACCCCUUCACUGCGGACCAGGACAUCCCUGAGACGGACUGGGAGGUGUACCUGAGGGAGACGGCCAACGCCAUUGUCAGCCAGCAGACCCCCCAAAGGCUCCUUGAGGUUCGUGGAAGACUCUAUGAGCUUUUAACUCAUUGCAUCCCUCCCGAAGUCAUAAUGAAGGGCCUCCUCUCCGAGCUCCUGCACAACUGCGACGGGCAGCUGAAGGGGGAGGUGGCCCAGAUGGCCGCCUACUACGAGCACCGCCUGCAGCUGGGGAGCAAAGCCAUUUACCACUUGGAGGCGUUCGUGGCCAGGUUCAUGGCGCUCUAUAAGAAGUUCAUGGAGGACGGCUUGGAGGCCAUGGUGUUCUGACAGCCGCCGGAGCGUCCUCCCCCCGCGUCUCUUGUCGGCGCUUGCGGUCGGCCCGCGCUGGGACGGCUACAGUAGGGGAAAUAA
Molecule: messenger RNA, 1253 nt
Organism: Pteronotus mesoamericanus
Lineage: Eukaryota; Metazoa; Chordata; Mammalia; Chiroptera; Mormoopidae
Gene: RFC3
Product: replication factor C subunit 3
Exons: 9
Coding region: 99-1169 (356 amino acids)
Biological process (GO): DNA repair; DNA-templated DNA replication
Cellular component (GO): nucleus; DNA replication factor C complex
Molecular function (GO): DNA binding; ATP hydrolysis activity; DNA clamp loader activity
Source: RefSeq, a predicted model, not a curated record